Molecule: messenger RNA, 871 nt
Organism: Haliotis rubra (blacklip abalone)
Lineage: Eukaryota; Metazoa; Mollusca; Gastropoda; Lepetellida; Haliotidae
Exons: 5
Coding region: 131-673 (180 amino acids)
Source: RefSeq, a predicted model, not a curated record
UUAAGUUUCAGUUCGGACUGGAUUCAUAUACUUCCACCAUUACCUACAUUACGAGCAAGCGUACAAGACGUGUCGAGUGAAUAAUCUUCGACUUUUAAGAGUCAACAAUGAAGCAAAACGACAAGAAGUCAUGCGGUUUACAGAGGGCGUGAAAGAUUUUGAGGUUACCUCCAACAAAUUCUACAUUGGCCUCAGAUACAACGUGUCGACGGCCACCCACCUCUGGCCUGACGGUACAGCUAAUAGUUUGACAACGAAUUGGUUACCGGGGCAACCUGCCACUGACCAAUGCGUUGUCCAGUACAGUGGACAGUCUCCAAAACACGGACAGUGGGAAUCUAUGGACUGUACACGAGGCUCUCCUUUCAUCUGUGAGAGUGGACAUUCUGCGGAUCCUGAUCUUGGGACAGGCGGAUUACAUGAAGUCUCAUUUCGAAGUUAUCUGAAAACAGAUUCAGCAAUGCUCAACACAUACGAUGCAGCUCAAGCAGCUCAAGUGUCUUAUUUCCGACAUGAAAUCAGCGACUUUGUUAUCCACAAAGGGUUUAAAGAAGAGCCAGUGGAGGUCUGUGCAUUGCGAUGCAUGUCCGACAGCCUUUGUCUUGGGAUGACGUACACCCACAACACAAGUCCACAUUCAAGCUUCGAUUUUUGUGUUUUAUUAAAAAACUGAGUCUUAGAAAGUAACACGAUGAUGUCCCCGAGUUUGUCAAAAAGAACCUGGAAAGUCCUACGGAAACUGAUGAAAGGCUUCAGCGACAACAAUUUCGAGGAUACUAAAAUGCGAAGGUUAUCAACACCAGUUCUGGUUCCAAAUUGCGCGACCGCCAAAUAUAACUUUACUAGACCGGACCAAGUGUACAGCCCAUGC